Aspergillus glaucus CBS 516.65 is the source of this 1785-nucleotide messenger RNA. RefSeq names its product DNA primase subunit PRI1. Gene Ontology annotation, cellular component: alpha DNA polymerase:primase complex. Gene Ontology annotation, biological process: DNA replication, synthesis of primer. The record is from RefSeq and is a predicted model, not a curated record. Bases 44 to 1573 code for a protein of 509 amino acids. NCBI's taxonomy places the organism in Eukaryota, Fungi, Ascomycota, Eurotiomycetes, Eurotiales, Aspergillaceae. The transcript is spliced from 3 exons.
GCAGAAAACAGACAAACACCGAAUUGAGAAUCACAACGCCAUCAUGCCGCACUCUGUGUCUCCGGAUAAGUCGCGAUCUCCAGAUAAUGCCGAGGAUGAGGUUAUGCAAGAUGCGCCUGCCACGAAUAACGCUCAGGAAGGAACGGGAGUGAGACUAGAGGAAAUGUUUGAUGACGACGACGACGACGAUGAAUUCCCUGCAUCGAGCGCGCCUGAGAAGAUGGAUACAUCAGAGAUGCCUGGGUCGUCUGGACCACCACCGCCCGAAGUCGACACGGAUACGAUGCUUGCUUUCUACCAGCGUUUGUUCCCGUUCCGUUACCUAUUCCAGUGGCUUAAUCACGGAGUCGUUCCUUCGCCUGACUUCGGUAACCGGGAAUUCGCGCUCACACUUCAAAAUGACGCCUACCUGCGGUAUCAGUCGUAUGCAACUGCGGACUUAUUCCGCAAAGAUAUCCUAAGAAUGAACCCCUCUCGUUUCGAAAUCGGCCCUGUUUACAGCACAAACCCCCGAGACCGGAAGACCCUCCGCGGCGGACAGAUGAAGCCAGUCUCGAAAGAAUUGGUUUUUGAUAUCGAUUUGACAGAUUACGACGACAUCCGAUCGUGUUGCACAAAGGCGAAUAUCUGCGGGAAGUGCUGGUCGUUUGUAACGAUGGCGAUGAAGGUGGUCGAUACUGCUCUACGGGAUGAUUUCGGGUUCGAGCAUAUCAUGUGGGUAUAUUCCGGUCGUCGUGGUGCUCACGCAUGGGUUUGCGACCGACGCGCUCGCAACCUUCCCGAUGACCGACGAAGAGCUAUUGCGGGUUAUCUAGAUGUGAUCCGUGGAGGAGGUGGCGGCAAGCGUGUGAAUGUAAAACGGCCAUUGCAUCCGCACCUCUCCCGAAGUCUGGAGGUCCUGAGACCCUACUUCGCCCAAACCACCCUCAUCGACCAAGACACCUUCGAAGGUCCCGAACAAGAACAACGACUCCUCUCGCUCCUCCCCGACGGCUCCUUAAAUGACGCCCUCCGCCGCAAAUGGGCCUCCUCCCCCGGCCGCUCCAGCAAGAACAAAUGGGCCGACAUCGACGCCCUAGCAGAAUCCGGCCAGAGCAAAUCCCUCAACACCACCUCACUCAAGAACGCAAAACAAGACAUCGUUCUAGAAUACACCUACCCACGUCUCGAUUCCGAAGUCAGCAAGAAAAUGAUCCAUCUGCUCAAGAGCCCCUUUGUCAUCCACCCCGGUACCGGCCGCGUCUGUGUCCCUAUCGACGGCCGGAAGGCCGAACAAUUCGACCCCCUCUCUGUUCCCACAGUAUCGCAAUUACUUUCUGAAAUUGACGCUUGGGAUGCAGAGCACCCCUCGAACGGCGCACACGCUGAGGUUGCUGAGCCGGAGGGAAGUGUGCCCGACGGCUCUGACGUGGGGGGGAGUCGCAAGCUGCAGGAUUAUGAGAAGACCAGCCUGAAACCGUAUAUCGACUAUUUCCGGUCGUUUAUUGCUGGUCUCAUCAAGGAGGAACGUACUGGGAAACGGGAGCGGGAUGAAGAGGGUGCUGAGGUUAAGUCGGAGAGUAUGGAAUUUUGAGUCUCUUUUUGGUUUUUAUUAGCGGAUUGAAGGGCUUAGGAUCAUGGCGUUGGUGUUGUGUGUUUAUAUUUGAGGACUGAGGAUAUGAUAUACUAUUUUAUGUGUGCAAAUGAACUGCUAUAAUUCGAUUUUACUUGCAAAUCCUUACGCUACAUAGGCAGGAUUACAGAAACAAUUGAGAGUGCAUAUACAUCAAAUUCAUAUCUAUUGGU